This is a messenger RNA of Nymphaea colorata (pocket water lily), 1750 nucleotides long. Its product is annotated as LOB domain-containing protein 24-like. The transcript is spliced from 2 exons. The record is from RefSeq and is a predicted model, not a curated record. Lineage: Eukaryota; Viridiplantae; Streptophyta; Magnoliopsida; Nymphaeales; Nymphaeaceae. The coding region runs from base 171 to 806 and encodes 211 amino acids.
AGAGAUGCAUGCAUGCGACGGCAGCAGAUCCCCUCUCCUGAAACGCCUGCGCAUGAUUUAUCAACUUUAAUUCCCAUGCAAAUUAUUGAUGACGAUAAGAUUGGGAUCACUCCCACUUUCGUAUAGUUUCCAUAUUGCAGUCCAUUCGUUACGAGAGUGAAAGGCAAAUCAUGAAAAAUUUUCAAAUUCUUUCUUUUGCCGCGCUGCACCGCCCGACGGCCGCGAUAAUUCUCCUUCAAGGACCAGAUAGAGGUCUGCAUUUCUGCUCUCUCUCUCUCUCUGUCGAAGGAGAAGUCGAGAUGGGAUCCGGUGAUGGUUGCGGCGGAGGAUCUGCGACGACAGCUGCAUCAAAGAGGUGCGCAGCAUGCAAGGCCAUGAGGCGGAGGUGCAGGGAGGACUGCGCCUUCUCCGCAUACUUCCCAGCCUCCCACCCUCGCAGAUUCCACUGCGUCCACCGGAUCUUCGGUGCUGCCAACGUGAGCAGGAUGCUCAAGCAUCUGCCGAUGGAGCAGCGAGGUGAGGCAGUAGAUUCUCUAGUCUAUGAAGCCAAUGCACGUAUACUUGACCCAGUCUAUGGGUGCGUCCGAGUCAUCGCGGAGCUCCAACACCAGCUUCUUGCUGCUCAGGAGCAGCUUGCCAUUGUCAGAGCCGAAAUUGCAUGGUGCAGAAGCCGUGAACUCUUUCAGAUUGAAAAACAUAGCCACCAGGGUGAUGCAGCCACGGAAGACAAAGCAAGGCCUACGGAAAUGGAGAAUUUGCAGUUUGAUUUUCCAUUCACAGAGUUAGAUUUAGCCCUCGACAUGUAAGCCUUCUGUGUGCCGGUUUCUUCAUAUUCAAAUUGAAGAGGAACAGGAACUGUAAACUAAAUCUGCUGCUUAAAUUUGCGAUUUCAUUGUAAGCAAUAAGAUCCCCCUUCUCUCUCAGGAGGAGAAUAUUCAAUAAUUCAAAUCCCAGAAUGCUCGGACUUUUCACGAAGGGAGCCACAAUUGAUUGAGCUUCAUUACCAUCGGAUGAUCUUUAUCAAUGUCCUAAGGAGGAAUGAAUAAAUGGCCAUGGUUUCAAACCUCACGUGAUCUCCAGCAAAGCAGUGAACCCGUGCAUGUAGGUGAAAGCUAUUAAGAUUCACUUCAGAGUUUUACUCGUUCGGGAAGGCAAAGAACCACUCCCCUCAGCCUCAGGUCUUCUCCCCAAACGUGAUUUCUUAAUUUUUCUGAUGAUAAUGAUAAUAAUAACGACGACAAUUAUAAUAAUGACAAUAACAACAAUAAUUAAAAAAAUCCUGCCCAGUGGCAAUGAAUAUCCAGGAGCUUAAAAUGCAGCCAAUCCACAUUCACACCUUUGCAUAAAACCAAAAGCCACCCGCCGUAUUAUCUGGCUCGGAGUAGCGUUCCGAACUGAGACGGCCUCAAUCUCUAGUGGACUAAAUUUGGCCAGCCAACAUAUCACCAGCAUGACACAGUCAAAGGCUCCUCAUAAAAUGUGUAUAUAUUGUCAAUGAUUGGCAGAUCUUACCCAGGGGGAUGAGGGGUUGGGUGGGGGCUGUAGCCUUCUUUGGCAGUAGGUCACACCCCGCUCAACCAAAAAGACACACACACAUACAAAAUCCAGGACCACUGCAUAUCACAAGUUUAAUAAUCAAAAUCUCGAUUAGUUGGUUCAGUCUGUCGUCGACACAGACCAGUGAACUAUUCAGUCUAGCUGUUGGUCACCUGACUAAUCCCUGACAUGUAUACAUAAAUGUCUCCACACU